Messenger RNA from Drosophila suzukii, 348 nucleotides. Its product is annotated as protein new-glue 1-like. NCBI's taxonomy places the organism in Eukaryota, Metazoa, Arthropoda, Insecta, Diptera, Drosophilidae. The record is from RefSeq and is a predicted model, not a curated record.
AUGAAGAUCACCUUGGUACUCGUGCUCCUCGCCAUCUGCCUCGGCUGUGUGAUGAUCCACCAGUCGGAGGCUCAGACCGCCACCACCACCACCACCGCCGCCACCACCACCACUUCCGCCGCCGCCACUACCACCACUUCCGCCGCCGCCGCCGCCGCCACCACCACCACCACUGCCGCUACGACCACCACUACCGCCGCCUCCACCACCACUACCACUUCCGCCUCCGCCUCCUCCACCACCACUACCACUGCAUCGCCAUCUUCUACACAAAAAAAGAAGACGGUAGUCCAGCGCAGCGGAACGACAGUGAAACCCGGAAGGCAGAUUAUAAUUACUAGCACCUAG